UCGCAGCUGCCACCCUGCCGCGGAGCUCCCAGACGACACCCGCCCGCGGCCGGGCAAGCACCGUGCGCACACACUCUCCAAACAAUGCUCGGUGGCGCCCAGCGGAACGGCUGGCGGCUCGGCGACCGACGGCGAGGCCGGGGGAGCGCGGCCCCGAGGAAGCUGCUCUGUGACCUGCAUCUGCCUCCCUCCAGACCACACCUAAGAGCUGGGUGCAAGAUGAACCAGUGCCCUGUUCGCCCAAGAUGCACCAGGCCGUCCGACUGAACCCCGAGAGCCUGAAAAUGUCUGCGUGCAGUGACUUUGUGGAACACAUCUGGAAGCCCGGGUCCUGUAAGAACUGUUUCUGCCUGAGGAGCGACCACCAGCUGUUGCCCAGAGCAGGCAGCCUGCCCCCUCCUCCUCGCCUACCCCCCAGGCCUGAAUACUGCCGCCUGGAAGAUGACGGUGUGAACAGCUCUCCCUACUCCAAGCCCACCAUCGCCGUGAAGCCCACCAUGCUGAGCUCCGACGCGUCUGACGUGUGGACGGAGGCGAACCUGAGUGCCGACGUCGCGAAGGUCAUGUGGAGACGGCCCCCCGGCAAGCUCCGCCUCCCAGCGCAGGAAGACGUGCCAGUAGUUUACCUGGGCAGCCUCCGCGGCGGUCAGAAGCCCGCCGGGCCUGGGGCUUCCACAGAGGGCCACCCGCACUGCCCACCUGCAUAUGCCAUGGUCGGUCUGCACAGCCUGGAGGCCCAGGGGGAACAGAAUACCGCCUUCCACCCAGUGAGUUUCCCCGAUGAGAAGGCAGGGCGGGAAGCUAAGCCCACGUUUCCCUACCAAGAGCUGACCUCUGCUCAGGAGAGCUUCCGCCAGAAACUGGCUGCCUUUGGCGGGAUGACUGCUGGCUGUCACAAGAGCCCUGGGACCCACCCUAACCCACAGCUUCUGCCGGAGUCCCUGCCCUCGGAGGAUGACAGUGAUCAAAGGUGCUCACCCUCAGGGGACAGCGAAGGGGGAGAAUAUUGCUCCAUUCUGGACUGUUGCCCCGGGAGCCCUGCUGCCAAGGACACCUCACAGGCUGAGGGUCCCCCACGCAGACAUGGUGGAGGGGACUGCUCUCCAUUGUGCUGGGAACAGGGAAUGUGUGCAGGGCCAACUAAGGAGGAGAAGCGGGUUUUGAAUUUCCCAAGAGAGUGCUGUAACCAGGGCCUGACAGAGAACCCGGCCCACCUGGGCCCCAAGAAGCUGUCCCUUACCUCAGAGGCUGCCAGUUCUUCGGAUGGCCUCUCCUGUGGGAGUGCCAGCAGCGGCACCAGCAGCCCCUUCACCCCCCAUCUCGAGAGUGAUUACUGCUCCCUCAUGAAGGAACCUGUGCCGGGGAAGCAGCAGGACUCUGGCUGCCAAGUGGUGACCCCUGGCAGGUGCCUUGGGCUGACUGGGGAGCCCCAGCCCCCAGACCACCCCAGAGAAGCUGUGCAGCCUGAACCCAUCUAUGCUGAGAGCACCAAAAGGAAGAAGGCAGUACCAGUGCCUUCCAGGCCGCAGGCCAAGACAGAACAGGCAACAGCUUCUCAGAGCCAGGUACGGACAGGCUGGGCUCAGAAAACAGCAUCCGGCUGGGGCCGGGACAGGGAAGGCCCAGACAUGGCCCCCCAGAUGGCUGCCACCAUCACAGUCAUGGCAGCACACCCAGAAGAGGACCACCGGACAAUCUACCUGAGCAGCCCUGACUCUGCGGUGGGGGUGCAGUGGCCACGCCAGCCUGUGUGCCAGGACUCUGAGGCAGGCGACGAGGAGACGUCAGCUGGGCAGGGGAUGAGCUCCAGGGAAGGCCCCCAUCCCACAGCCAGUGGGAACAUGCCCAAGGGGAGGCCUGCCAUUCCUCCUAAGCUGUCCAGGAAUAGUCCUGGAGGGUCCCCGGUAUCACCAUCUGCUUCCCCGCUGUCUGACCUCAAUGAGGGGAGCCCCAGUGGCAGCAGUGGGCCCCAGCUUUCAUCCAGGAUCCCCGCUGACCCCGCUUCUUCCUGUCAGGCCAACGGUGUCACUGACCGCAACUCUGUUAAGUGUCUGCCACCGUCCACCACUAACUCAGCCUUGGACCAGAGACGGCCCCGAUACCAGACAGGGGCCUGGAGCCGUCAGUGCCGGAUAGAGGAAGAAGAGGAGGCAGAGCAGGACUUGAGUCAAGGUUGUGGAAGGGAGAUGGAAAAUGGCACCACAGACCCCUCAAGCUCCUCUACCUGGCACCGUCUCUGCCCCACAGAUGGCUCCUCAGGACAGCACAGCAAAACCGGGACCGGGAUGAGUAAAUCUGCCUCAUUUGCCUUUGAGUUCCCCAAGGACAGAAGUGGGGUUGAUGCCUUCUCACCUCCUCCACCGCCUCCAAAGUCGCGGCACCUUUUAAAAAUGAAUAAGAGCAGCUCUGAUUUGGAAAAAGUGAGCCAGGGCUCCGCGGAGAGCCUCAGCCCGUCCUUCAGGGGUGUCCACGUCAGCUUCACCACGGGCUCCACGGACAGCCUGGCCUCGGACUCCAGGACCUGCAGCGAUGGAGGCCCAUCAUCUGAACCGAAUCACUCACCCACCAACAGUGGGAAGAAGCUCUUUGCUCCUGUUCCAUUCCCUUCGGGCUCCGCUGAGGAUGUGUCCCCCAGUGGCCCCCUGCAGCCUCCGCCUCUCCCCCAGAAGAAGUUAGUGAGCCGGGCGGCCUCUUCACCGGAUGGCUUCUUCUGGACCCAGGGCGGCCCCAAACCGAGAACGGCAAGUCCCAAGCUGAAUCUCAGCCACUCGGAAACCAACGUCAGUGCCCAUGAGGAAUCCCACUUCAGCUUCUCCUCAAGCCCCGGGAACCGCCACCACCAUACCUUCUCCUCUGAGCCUCUGGAGAAAACUUUCAAAGGCAGUGGCCAUUGGGUCCCAGCCGCAGGGCUGGCAGGCAGCAGAAGCGGCAGUGGCAGCCCCAGCCUCCAGUGCAAAGGGGUCCCGUCGUCGUCCCAGCUGAGCAUGGCCAGCCAGGCCUCCACCAGCAGCACCCAGCUUCAGCUCCACAGCCUCCUGAGCAGCAUCAGCAGCAAGGAGGGCACCUAUGCCAAGCUGGUGGGGCUCUACGCCCAGUCCCUGGCCCGGCUCGUGGCCAAGUGUGAGGACCUCUUCAUGGGCGGUCAGAAAAAGGAGCUGCACUUCAAUGAGAAUAACUGGUCCCUCUUCAAGCUGACCUGCAACAAGCCCUGUUGUGACUCAGGAGAUGCCAUUUAUUACUGUGCCACCUGCUCCGAGGACCCCGGCAGCACCUACGCUGUGAAGAUCUGCAAAACCCCUGAGCCCAAAACGGCCUCUUACUGCAGCCCGUCUGUGCCCGUGCAUUUCAACAUCCAGCAGGACUGCGGCCACUUUGUGGCCUCGGUGCCCUCCAGCAUGCUCGCCGCGCCGGACAUGCCCAGGGACCCUCUGCCUGCCCUGCCCUCUCACCCCCCUGCCCAGGAGCAGGACUGCGUGGUGGUCAUCACGCGCGAGGUGCCCCACCAGACUGCUUCUGACUUUGUGCGGGACUCGGCCACCAACCAUCAGUGUGAGCCCGAAGUGUACGAGCGGCGCGUGUGCUUCCUGCUGCUGCAGCUCUGCAACGGGCUGGAGCACCUGAAGGAGCACAGGGUCAUUCACCGUGACCUGUGCCUGGAGAAUCUGCUGCUGGUGCACUGCACCCCGCAGGCCACUCCCGGCCCCGCCGCUGCCACCCCCACUCCCCCUGUGUCCUCGGCUUCCUCCAGCACCCCUCCCACCGCCACCUCCCUUUCCCCUGCUGCUACUGCCUCCGCCUGCCCGUCGGCCGCCCUCCCAGCCAGUGUCACCCCAAGCACCGCGGCUCCUCCCGCCUGCCAGGGCGUGCCUAGCGAGAAGCACUUGCCCCGGCUCAUCAUCAGCAAUUUCCUGAAAGCCAAGCAGAAGCCAGGCGGCACCGCCAACCUGCAGCAGAAAAAGAACCAGGCCCGGCUGGCCCCCGAGAUCGUGUCUGCCUCCCAGUACAGCAAGUUCGAUGAGUUCCAGACGGGCAUCCUCAUCUACGAGCUGCUCCACCAACCCAACCCGUUCGAGGUGCGGACCCAGCUGCGAGAGCAGGACUACCGGCAAGAAGACCUGCCCCCGCUGCCCAGCCUGUCCCUCUACUCGCCCGGCCUGCAGCAGCUCGCCCACCUGCUGCUGGAGGCCGACCCCGUCAAGCGCAUCCGCAUCGGCGAGGCCAAGCGCGUGCUGCAGUGCCUGCUGUGGGGGCCGCGGAGGGAGCUGGUGGAGCAGCGCGGCACGACGGAGGACGCGCUGUGCAGCACCUUGCACAACUGGAUCGACAUGAAACGGGCCCUGAUGAUGAUGAAGUUUGCGGAGAAGGCGGUGGACCGCAGGCGCGGGGUGGAGCUGGAGGACUGGCUGUGCUGCCAGUACCUGGCGUCCGCGGAGCCCCGAGCCCUCUUACAGUCCCUGAAGCUCCUGCAGCUUCUGUGAACGCUGGCAGCCCCCAGCCCUGCACUUUAGCUGCCCCUUGCCGUGCCUGGCCCCCGUCCUGACCCCCACACCCUACCUUGCCUCGGAAACACGUGCGUGUUCCUGGGAGAUGGUACAAAUGACUGUUAUACUGGAUGUAAUAUAUAUACAUAUAUAUAAUAUAUAAAUAAGAAGGACUGGAUGUCAUUGCCCGCUCAGGCCUUCUGUCCUCCCUGUCUUCCCAGUUUUCCCCCACAAUUAUGUACAUUUCUAGCGCAGUGCAAGGUCCUCAGGAUACUUCUGCCACAGAAUGAAGCCUGGACUCUGCCUCACUACCCCGUUAUGUGAUUGCUUCACCCUCCUGUCAAAUCCCUAUUGAAAAAAAACCAAAAAAAAUUUUUUUUAAUUUUGAAUGAGUCAUGAGCAAAACUCUUUUUAUCCCCAAGCGUCCAAGUACAUUAGCAUCGUUGGUGGGUAAAGUUGAACAUAAGCCUCUGAAGCAGUGGCCAGGCUACUUGCAGUGUCCUCGGUCUUCUCGUGAGGCAGAGCAGCAGGCCAGUAGGGCCUGGCCUGCUCAGUACCAACUAAUCUUCCCUGCUUUUUUUCCCACCUGGCAGUCUCUUAGGAAGAAUGCAGACAGCGCUGUGGUGAUCCCACAGAUUCGGAAUUCAAUCCCACGGCUCUAAACCAUUUCCAGUUUGCUAAAGCUCGUUACUAUUUGUAUCAAUCAGAGACCUGGCUGAAAACAGAACCCUCCUCAGAUGGUUCAAAUGCCAAAACCUUAACACGGGACCAUUUGGAAAGAUGUGGCAGGGUUAAGAGGAAAAACAAAGCUGAGGCAAGAGCAAGUGCUGGCAUGAGAGAGUCACCUACUCACUCUCCCUGUUUUCCACCUGUCAUUGCCAGGAAAAGACCGAUGGGACACCAGACAGCCAGGGGGCUUGGGUGUUACAGUCGGCAGGAUCAGCCUCCCUGGGCAGGGAAAGGGGGAGAAUGCAUGGGGUGCCAGUUGGCACACAGCCCACUGUUCCUACUGUACUAGAUAAUGGCAGUACAAGAAUAGGACUCGGCUGUUUCCACUCCCAGACCAGUACUUUCUGCUGUUAUAAGCUCUUUCCCAUUUCCCUUUCUAAAAACUCGUACAUUUAACACACUUACUGGCACCUACUACCUACCGUGUUUCCCCGAAAAUAAGACCGGGUCUUAUAUUAAGUGUUGCUCCAAAAGACACAUUAGGGCUUAUGUUCAGGGGAUGUCAUCCUGAAAAAUCAUGCUAGGGCUUAUUUUCUGGUUAGGUCUUAUUUUUGGGGAAACAUGGUACUGUAGUCAAUAUUUGUCAGCAUGCCUUUAAAAGUGCACAGAAUUAGAAAACUACAGAGCUUUCUUCAUAAGGAAACACACAAAAAGUCAACGAUGACUCAUUUGAAAAGAAACAGCCCCCAGACCCUUGUAAUUUUAUCUAAAGGCUAAUCUUCCAAUUUGUGAACUAAUUUCUGAAACCUUGUUAAUAAUUAUGGACGAUUUAAAAUAAAUGCAGGGAUUUUAGUGGAUGUCUUAGAAACCUAGGAAUGUGACUAGCAACUGGGAUGGGGGAAAUCUCCCAGGUCCCCUUCUGUAUGUUAAUGUUAGUCCUUUUGCAAGCUCCACCUUCCUGCCAUGGACUACAGGUAUAAACACAUCCACAUUUCCAAAUAUCAGCGGUGAAGAUAACACUUGUGGAGCACAUUUCUUAUUUCAAUUGUUGCUUGAGCACUCAGGAACUGGUUAAAACCAGCUUCCAACUAUGUUUGUACAAGAGAAAGAAAGAAUCUUUGAACAUGGAAAUCAUAAUUCUCCAUAGGACCUGUCUUCGUUUCAGAGAGUAUUAUUUUGACUAUUGUUUGUUCCUGGGAAUUUUCCAGGCAAAUCCUCCACCCUGGAUUUUGCUGUCUUUUGCUUUCUUGUCCUUUCUCACUUCAUGUAAAUAAACAAUGGAGAGGGAGGAAACAAAUAUUCUGCCAGGGCAAUGCAGUGCCAUUUGGAAACACAUGUCUAAAGAGGCACAUUUUAAAUCUCUGAAUUAAUUGUACCUUUUUUAUAUGCCACCCACCCACUUCAGAAAAAAAAAAAAUUGAGAUUGUAAAAAAUGUUUUAAAGAACCAAAAGGAACCAAAAAGUAAAAGUAGAAAGAGAAGAAACUAUGACAAUAAAUUCUGAUUGAGAAAAAUGAUAGCAAUCAAACAUAAAACUUAACUUCUGAGCUUUCCGCCAACCUAGAAAAAGUAGAAGACAGCUGGUUGCAGAAUUCUUUGUGUAAUUUUAGGAAACAGUUCAGUUCAUCAGGAGGAAGAAAUCUUUUCCCAGUGCUUGGUUCUAAAGGGAAUUUGUCAAGGAUUUUCUUAUUUAAAGACAUUGAGUAAUGUCCUUGAUAUCCGUUUAAAAAAAAAAGAAAAAGAAAGAAAAAGAUUUUUCCAGAUAGGGCAAUUCCUUUUUUUUUUC
Molecule: messenger RNA, 6935 nt
Organism: Rhinolophus ferrumequinum (greater horseshoe bat)
Lineage: Eukaryota; Metazoa; Chordata; Mammalia; Chiroptera; Rhinolophidae
Gene: PRAG1
Product: PEAK1 related, kinase-activating pseudokinase 1
Exons: 6
Coding region: 246-4478 (1410 amino acids)
Biological process (GO): protein phosphorylation
Molecular function (GO): protein kinase activity; ATP binding
Source: RefSeq, a predicted model, not a curated record